UUAAGAGAAAAGCCAGGACCGGUGGAAUAGCGACCCCUGAGCAGCGUUCUGGGUGCUGAGCACAGUGCCGAUCACAGAUCACAGGGAUCCUGCAGCUGCCGCGUUACAGCAACAUGAGCGAGCGACAAGGUGCCGGGGCAACCAAUGGAAAAGACAAGACGUCUGGCGAAAACGAUGGGCAGAAGAAAGUUCAGGAAGAAUUUGACAUUGACAUGGAUGCGCCAGAGACAGAACGUGCGGCGGUGGCCAUUCAGUCGCAGUUCAGAAAAUUCCAGAAGAAAAAGGCUGGGUCCCAGUCCUAGUGGGAGAGUCCCUUCCUAGUCUGCCAGAAGACGCCGAAUUCAACCAUCAUCUAUCAAGAAAUUAAAAGAACAACACCCUAGAGAGAAUUCAUCUGCACAUGAUACACACAUGCACACCUGACCUGCAAUGCAUGUACAGAGACCCGUGAUAUUUAUUCCCUGAUAGGAAGGUGUAGACAAUGCAACUGAGUGGCUUCAUCUCUGUUUAUCUCUAGUAUCAUUCCUCCUGCACUGUUUUCCUUGAUGUUGUAAUAAAAUGGAGUUACGAUGCGUGAUUAAAA
Molecule: messenger RNA, 583 nt
Organism: Hyaena hyaena (striped hyena)
Lineage: Eukaryota; Metazoa; Chordata; Mammalia; Carnivora; Hyaenidae
Gene: PCP4
Product: Purkinje cell protein 4
Exons: 3
Coding region: 114-302 (62 amino acids)
Cellular component (GO): cytoplasm
Molecular function (GO): calmodulin binding; calcium ion binding
Source: RefSeq, a predicted model, not a curated record